Eublepharis macularius is the source of this 2017-nucleotide messenger RNA. RefSeq names its product deleted in malignant brain tumors 1 protein-like. Gene Ontology annotation, cellular component: membrane. The transcript is spliced from 14 exons. Lineage: Eukaryota; Metazoa; Chordata; Lepidosauria; Squamata; Eublepharidae. The annotation marks the transcript as partial. The record is from RefSeq and is a predicted model, not a curated record.
CAUGCGUUCUCAAACAUUCUUCUUUUGGAUGCUCUUAUUACAUUCUGCUCUUCUUUACAAAUCAGGUGCACAGCAAGUACGUCUUGCAAAUGGAUGGAAUAGAUGUGCUGGGAGAGUAGAGGUUUUUCAUGAAGGAGUUUGGGGUACAAUUUGUGAUGACCACUUUGAUAUGAAUGAGGCACGCGUACUAUGCAAACAACUUGAUUGUGGAGAGCCAACUACUGUGGUAGGAUGGGCUUAUUUUGAACCAGGCUCAGGAGUCAUCAUGUUGGAUGAAGUAAAAUGUGAAGGGAACGAAUCCCACAUCUUGAACUGUUCUCAUUCUGACUUUUACAAAAAUGACUGCGGACACAAUGAAGAUGUUGGUGUCAUCUGCUCAGAAGCUGGACGUCAACCAACAGAUUUGUUACCCUCACGUUUGGUUGGUGGAACGCAUCGCUGUGAAGGUCGCAUAGAGAUUUUCUAUAAUGGAACUUGGAAUACAGUCUGUGAUGACAACUGGAAGGUGGAGAACACAGAGGUGGUGUGCAGACAGUCUGGCUGUGGUGCAGCCAUCUCCUCUCCAGGGGAAACUUAUUUUGGAGAAGGCAGCGGAGGGAUUCUUCUGGAUGGUGUGGACUGUUAUGGGAAUGAGACCCAUCUAGACGAAUGUUAUCACGAAGGAUUUUUCAAUCAUAACUGUCAGCACAAAGAAGAUGCAGGUGUCAUCUGUGCAGAAGAAGCUAAUGUGACUUCAUCUCCCACCCUUCAAGCAGAUAUUGGGGCUACCACUGUGUCUGCCACCAAACCACCUACCAGUGCUUCCACAGAAGAAGCUAAUGUGACUUCAUCUCCCACCCUUCAAGCAGAUAUUGGGGCUACCACUGUGUCUACCACCAAACCACCUACCAGUGCUCCCACAGAUUUGUUACCCUCACGUUUGGUUGGUGGAACGCAUCGCUGUGAAGGUCGCGUUGAGGUUUUCUAUAAUGGAACUUGGAAUACCGUCUGUGAUGAUAACUGGAAGGUGGAGAACGCAGAGGUGGUGUGCAGACAGUCUGGCUGUGGUGCAGCCAUCUCCGCUCCAGGGGAAGCUUAUUUUGAAGAAGGCAGCGGAGGGAUUCUUCUGGAUGGUGUGGACUGUUAUGGGAAUGAGACCCGUCUAGACCAAUGUUAUCAUGAAGGAUUUUUCAAUCAUAACUGUCAGCACAAAGAAGAUGCAGGUGUCAUCUGUGCAGAUUUGUUACCCUCACGUUUGGUUGGUGGAACGCAUCGCUGUGAAGGUCGCGUUGAGGUUUUCUAUAAUGGAACUUGGAAUACCGUCUGUGAUGACAACUGGAAGGUGGAGAACGCAGAGGUGGUGUGCAGACAGUCUGGCUGUGGUGCAGCCAUCUCCGCUCCAGGGGAAGCUUAUUUUGAAGAAGGCAGCGGAGGGAUUCUUCUGGAUGGUGUGGAUUGUUAUGGGAAUGAGACCCAUCUAGACCAAUGUUAUCAUAAAGGAUUUUUCAAUCAUAACUGUCAGCACAAAGAAGAUGCAGGUGUCAUCUGUGCAGAAAAAGUUAAUGCGACUUCAUUCCCCACCACUCCAGUAGAUAUUGAACCCACCAUGAUAUCUACCACGAAACCACCUUCCCAUGCUCCUCCAGCAUUAACAACUUUACUCAAAACGGAAAUGACCAUUACUUCUGCCACCUUACUUGCCACAACAAUGCAAACCAUAACAGCUCCUGCAGUUAAUACUGAAGCAUCUUCCAAUCCUGUUACAUUGACCUGUUGGCCAGAAAGAAUGGUGGCAGUUAUUAGCAAAGCAUAUAUUCGUUCAAAAGGUUGUUCUCCAACAAAUUUGUACUUGAAUAACCAGCGUUUUAGAUAUCAGCUUACAGAAGACAAUGCUAUAAUCUCAAUUUCAUAUAACACCUAUGGGACAAGAGAAGAGAGAACUGGGAAUGUAAUUAACUACUGGAACACUGUCAGCUGCUCUGGAAUGAAUGAAGGAAGGAUGAGAAUUACUGAGAUUCGUCUUAUCUGCAAAAUAAAC